AUGUCGGACUCGGACUUCGAGCAGAUCCGCAAGCUGCAGGCCGAGCGCAACGCCGCUGCAGCAGCCAAGAAAGGAGCCUCACGAGACCUCUCCUCCCAGCGCGACUCGUCCACCAAGGCCAGCCUCACCGAAGCCUAUGACACCGACCUCUACGAGCGAAAUGGCGCCGACAAGUUUGCCGGAUACCACACCUCGCUGCCUGCCGGCGACGACGAUGGCGAUGACAUGGACGUCGAUGGCCCCGACAACUCCCGCCGCCUGGUCGGGCAGUACACCGCCACCCAGGCGCAGAUCGACGAGUUCUCACGAGGCGAGGGUGUCGAAGAGGAGGAUGUGCUGCUGGGCAAGGGCGAGCGCAGCAACCGCAUCUCGGAUCGAGAGACCGACUACCAGAAGAGGCGCUUCGACCGCGUGCUGACCCCCACACGUGCCGACCCCUUUGCGGCGAACAGGCAGGCGGCCGCCGCGGGCCAGGAUGGCGAGACCUACAGAACCGUCAUGGAAAAGGCAGAGCUGGAGCGAGAAGAGGAACGAGUCAGGAAGGCCAUCGAGGAUAAGAUCAAGAAUGGGGAUGCCGAUGCGACCGAGGAGCACAAGCCGACGCUGGCACUGACCAACGGAGACAAGGAAAACGAGGAAGCCGGCUCUACAGAGGCUGCGGCUGGUCGGAAGCGCAAGAAGAGGUGGGAUGUGAGUUCGGCGGAUGACGCGACACCUGCGCCAGAAGCACAGCCGGAGAAGAAGAAGCGGUCGCGCUGGGACGAAGCUCCCGCGAUCCAGGUUCCGGGCGCCGAAGUCAAGAAGCGGUCGCGCUGGGACCAGGCUCCAGCGGCCACGCCCGUUGGCAACACCGGACUUGCCACGCCCAUGCACCCCUCUCAAGGCUCGAUGCUUCCGGCAGCUCCUCUUGGCAUGGACAUGUCAGCACGCAAUGCGCCCAUUAGCGACGAGGAGCUCGACGCCAUCCUGCCGGGCGAGGCUGACGGAUACAAGGUUCUCGAGCCACCGCCAGGAUACGCCCCAGUUCGUGCUCCUGCACACAAGCUCAUGCAAACUCCGGUUCAGACGACCGGGUUCAUGAUGCAGGACCCCAACUCAGCGCGGCUGGCUGGGAAUCAGCUACCAAAGGAGAUUCCCGGUGUUGGUGAUUUACAGUUUUUCAAGCCAGAGGAUAUGCAGUAUUUCUCCAAACUUACCGAGACUGUCGACGAGGAACAUCUGAGCGUGGAUGAGCUCAAAGAGAGGAAGAUCAUGAGGUUGCUCCUCAAGAUCAAGAACGGUACACCGCCCAUGCGAAAGACUGCACUGCGUCAGCUGACCGACAAUGCACGAAGCUUCGGCGCCGGCCCGCUAUUCAACCAGAUCCUGCCGCUUCUUAUGGAGAGGACGCUUGAGGAUCAGGAGCGCCACUUGCUGGUGAAGGUCAUUGACCGAGUGCUGUACAAGUUGGACGAAUUGGUGAGGCCAUAUACGCACAAGAUCCUCGUUGUCAUCGAGCCUCUUCUGAUCGAUCAAGACUACUACGCCCGUGUCGAGGGUCGUGAGAUUAUCUCCAACCUCGCCAAGGCCGCUGGCUUGUCAACUAUGAUCAGUACCAUGAGACCUGAUAUUGACCACGUCGAUGAGUACGUUCGAAACACAACGGCUCGUGCUUUUGCAGUUGUCGCCUCGGCCCUCGGAAUUCCGGCCCUUAUUCCCUUCCUGCGAGCUGUUACGCGAACCAAGAAGAGCUGGCAGGCACGACACACGGGUGUCAAGAUUGUGCAGCAAAUUGCUAUCCUAAUGGGUUGUUCCGUGCUACCUCACCUCACAGACCUAGUCGAAUGCAUCAGGCCCAACCUGAACGACGAGCAGACCAAGGUGCGUACCGUCACGGCGCUCGCGACCGCGGCACUGGCUGAAGCUGCCAACCCUUACGGUAUUGAAAGCUUCGACAGUAUCCUCAACCCGCUGUGGACGGGCACGAAGCGACAACGAGGAAAGAACUUGGCUGCGUUCCUCAAGGCUGUUGGUUUCAUCAUCCCGUUGAUGGACGAAGAGUACGCGAAUUACUACACGUCACAGAUUAUGGAUGUUGUGCUACGAGAAUUCCAGAGCCCUGACGAUGAGAUGAGGCGUGUGGUCUUGACAGUGCUUUCCAAGAUGUCCCAGACUGAAGGAGUCACUGCAGGUUACCUCAAGUCUCACGUGCUGGAUGACUUCUUUUCCAACUUUUGGGUCCGGAGAGUGGCACUUGACAAACGAAACUACCGCUCGGUUGUCGAGACCACCUGUGAUCUUGGGCAGAAAGUUGGUGUCAGUGAGAUUCUGGAGAGGAUCGUCGGCAACCUGAAAGACGAGAGCGAGGCCUACCGUAAAAUGACCGUCGAAACUAUUGAGAAGCUUGUCGCAUCUCUUGGCGCUGCUGACAUUGGUGAGAGGUUAGAGGAGCGGCUUAUCGACGGUAUCCUCCACUCGUUCCAGGAGCAGUCGGUCGAAGACGUCGUGGUGCUGAACGCCUUUGGCUCAUGCGUCAACGCGCUGGGCACAAGGACCAAGCCAUACCUGCCGCAAAUCGUCAGUACUAUCCUCUGGCGGCUCAACAACAAGAGUGCGGCAACCCGACAGCAGGCUGCCGACCUCAUUUCUCGCAUCGCAAUGGUCAUGGCCCAGUGCGGCGAAGACGCACUCCUAGGCAAGCUCGGCAUCGUGCUUUACGAAUACCUGGGCGAAGAAUACCCCGAGGUUCUCGGCGCCAUCCUUGGUGCCUUGCGAUCAAUCGUCACCGUCGUCGGCAUCAACCAAAUGCAGCCGCCCAUCAAGGACCUGCUCCCGCGGCUGACGCCCAUCCUGCGCAACCGGCACGAGCGGGUGCAGGAGAAUGUAGUUGACCUGGUCGGGCGUAUCGCCGACCGCGGCCCCGAGUCUGUUAACGCGCGCGAGUGGAUGCGUAUUUGCUUUGAGCUGCUCGACAUGCUUAAGGCACACAAGAAGGGCAUCCGCCGCGCUGCCAACAACACCUUUGGUUUCAUCGCCAAGGCCAUUGGCCCCCAAGAUGUGCUGGCGACAUUGUUGUCCAACUUGCGGGUGCAGGAGCGUCAGAGCCGUGUUAACACGGCAGUUGCCAUCGGUAUCGUCGCUGAGACUUGCGCACCGUUCACGGUCCUCCCAGCGCUGAUGAACGAGUACGCGUCAGUGGCGGAGCUCAACGUGCGCACGGGCGUGCUCAAGUCGCUCUCGUUCCUGUUCGAGUACAUCGGCGAGAUGGCCAAGGACUACGUGUACGCAGUAGUGCCACUUCUCGAGGACGCUCUCAUCGACCGAGACCAAGUGCACCGGCAGACGGCGGCGUCGGUGGUGAAGCACAUUGCGCUCGGCGUCGUCGGCCUCGGGCUCGAGGACGCGAUGCUCCACUGCCUCAACCUCAUCCUGCCCAACGCCUAUGAGCAGUCUCCCCACGUCAUCGACCGUGUCAUCGAGGCCAUCGAGGCUAUUCGUGUCGCUGUGGGCCCCGGUCUCGUCAUGAACUAUGUCUGGGCUGGGCUGUUCCACCCUGCGCGCAAGGUGCGCCAGCCGUUCUGGAGGAUUUAUAAUGAUGCCUAUGUCAUGCAGGCUGAUGCUAUGGUGCCUUAUUACCCUAACCUUUCUGAAGAUGGCAUUGAUCGUGGGGAGUUGGGCAUUAUCUUGUAG
Molecule: messenger RNA, 3669 nt
Organism: Diaporthe amygdali
Lineage: Eukaryota; Fungi; Ascomycota; Sordariomycetes; Diaporthales; Diaporthaceae
Exons: 2
Coding region: 1-3669 (1222 amino acids)
Biological process (GO): spliceosomal complex assembly
Cellular component (GO): catalytic step 2 spliceosome; U2 snRNP; U2-type prespliceosome
Molecular function (GO): mRNA binding
Source: RefSeq, a predicted model, not a curated record